GAAAGCAGACCAGGGAGCGAAGGGAUCGACAGGGAGAGGAGGAAACAAGCGACAGCAAUGGCGGGUGGCGAAGGAGACGUGAAGCUGCUGGGCCUGCGGCUGAGCCCGUUCGUGGCGCGCGUGCGCAUCGCGCUGGACACCAAGGGCGUGCGCUACGAGUACGUCGAGGAGGACCUCGCCGCCAAGAGCAGCCUCCUCCUCGCGUCCAACCCGGUGCACCGGAAGGUCCCCGUGCUCAUCCACGCCGGCAGGCCCGUCUGCGAGUCGCUCGUCAUCCUGCACUACGUCGACGAGGCCUGGCCCGGCGCCCGCGAGCGCGCCGCCGCGCGGUUCUGGGCCGCCUACGUCGACGGCGAGCUGUUCCCGGCCUGGGGCCGCGUCAUGAUGGCGGCGACGGAGGAGGAGCGCGCGGAGCGGGCCGGCGAGGCGGCCGGCAUGGUGGCGCGCCUGGAGGAGGCCUUCGCCGGGUGCUCGGACGGCGGCGACGCCGUGGGGUACCUCGACCUCGUGCUCGGGAGCAACCUGUUCUGGUUCGAGGCGCCGCGGAGGUUGCUCGGCGUGAGGCUGAUCGACAAGGGGAGGACUCCGCUGCUGGCCGCGUGGGCGGUGCGGUUCGGUGAAGCCGCGGCGGCGAACGGGAUGGUGACGGACGCGCUCGUUGACAUGGCGGUGGAGCACGCCAAGAAGCUCCGGGCUGCUGCCAUGGCUGCCGGCAAGUGAGAGGGCAGGGGCUUGAGAGUUUAGAGCUAUACUGCUAUUGGUCAGAGGUAGUUGAGUGGGAUUUAGUUUUGUGUAAGAAA
Molecule: messenger RNA, 800 nt
Organism: Triticum dicoccoides
Lineage: Eukaryota; Viridiplantae; Streptophyta; Magnoliopsida; Poales; Poaceae
Product: probable glutathione S-transferase GSTU6
Exons: 1
Coding region: 58-720 (220 amino acids)
Biological process (GO): glutathione metabolic process
Cellular component (GO): cytoplasm
Molecular function (GO): glutathione transferase activity
Source: RefSeq, a predicted model, not a curated record